AUGAUGAAGAAAAGCAGAAGUGUCAUGACAGUAACUGCAGAUGAGAAUUCUCUGGAUUACCUGGAGUGUGGGCUGAGUAAGUCCUACAGUACCUCCAGCCAUGCCCUGGGCAUAGACCUCUGGAGGGGAAGAAGGUGUUGUUCUGGUAAUCUGCAGUUACCACCACUCUCCCAAAGGCAAACAGAAAAAGCCAAAACACCAGACAGGGACAUUAUCUGUAGACCAACAACUCUGCCUCUGUUGACACCUCCAAGUAUUGCCAUAACCACUUACCAAGACUGCUUCGACGUGGAAAAUGGCCCUUCACCAGGCCGCAGCCCGCUGGACCCACAAGCCAGCUCCUCCUCGGGGCUCGUCCUGCACACCACCUUCCCGGGCCACAGCCAGCGCAGGGAGUCCUUCCUCUACAGAUCCGACAGCGACUACGACUUGUCACCAAAGACCAUGUCCAGGAACUCCUCUCUCCCGAGUGAACAGCAUGGGGACGACCUGAUUGUCACACCUUUCGCCCAGGUGCUGGCGAGUCUACGAAGCGUGAGGAACAACUUCACGCUCCUCACCAAUUUGCAUGGCACCUCCAACAAGAGAUCUCCAGCAACAAGUCAGCCGCCUGUCUCCAGAGUCAACCUGCAAGAGGAGCCCUACCAGAAGCUGGCCAUGGAGACUUUGGAGGAGCUCGACUGGUGUUUGGAUCAGCUGGAGACUAUCCAGACCUACCGCUCAGUCAGCGAGAUGGCAUCCAACAAGUUCAAGAGGAUGCUGAACCGGGAGCUGACACACCUCUCCGAGAUGAGCCGCUCCGGCAACCAGGUGUCCGAGUACAUUUCCAACACCUUCCUGGACAAGCAGAAUGAUGUGGAGAUUCCUUCUCCCACUCAGAAAGACAGAGAGAAGAAGAAAAAGCAGCAGCUCAUGACACAGAUCAGUGGAGUGAAAAAACUAAUGCACAGUUCAAGCUUAAAUAACACCAGCAUCUCACGAUUUGGUGUCAAAACAGAAAAGGAGGACCAUCUGGCCAAGGAACUGGAAGAUCUGAAUAAGUGGGGCCUCAACAUCUUCAACGUGGCGAGGUACUCCCACAACCGGCCGCUCACCUGCAUCAUGUACGCCAUAUUUCAGGAGCGAGAUCUGCUGAAAACCUUCAAGAUCUCAUCAGACACGUUUGUGACGUACAUGAUGACGCUGGAAGACCACUACCACUCAGACGUGGCUUACCACAACAGCCUCCAUGCUGCUGAUGUUGCCCAGUCCACCCAUGUUCUGCUCUCUACCCCUGCACUGGAUGCUGUCUUCACUGAUUUGGAAAUCCUUGCUGCCAUUUUUGCAGCUGCAAUCCAUGACGUGGAUCAUCCUGGGGUCUCCAAUCAAUUUCUCAUUAAUACAAAUUCUGAACUAGCCCUGAUGUACAACGAUGAGUCUGUCUUGGAGAACCACCAUCUGGCUGUGGGCUUCAAACUGCUUCAAGAGGAGCACUGUGACAUCUUCCAGAACCUGACCAAGAAGCAGCGUCAGACACUCAGGAAGAUGGUGAUUGACAUGGUAUUGGCAACAGAUAUGUCCAAGCAUAUGAGCCUGUUAGCUGACCUGAAGACUAUGGUGGAAACCAAGAAAGUGACCAGUUCAGGAGUCCUCCUUCUGGACAACUACACAGACAGGAUACAGGUUCUCCGCAAUAUGGUGCACUGUGCGGACCUGAGCAACCCCACCAAGUCUCUGGAGCUGUACCGGCAGUGGACAGACCGGAUCAUGGAGGAGUUCUUCCAGCAGGGAGACAAGGAGAGGGAAAGAGGAAUGGAAAUCAGCCCAAUGUGUGACAAACACACGGCAUCGGUGGAGAAAUCACAGGUUGGAUUUAUUGACUACAUCGUCCACCCCCUAUGGGAGACGUGGGCUGACCUGGUGCAACCUGACGCCCAGGACAUCCUGGACACGUUGGAGGACAACAGGAACUGGUACCAGAGCAUGAUACCUCAGAGCCCAUCUCCUCCACUUGAGGAGCAGGGCAGGGACUGUCAGAACCUGAUGGAGAAGUUCCAGUUUGAACUGACGUUGGAGGAGGAGGAUUCAGACGGGCCGGAGAAGGACAGCGAGAGCCUCGGCUACUUCAGCAAUACAAAGACACUCUGCAUGGCCGACCCAGGGGAAGAGGAUGCCCAGAGGGAGGCAAACAUAGAGAUUGUGACAGAAGAUACAUCUCCUGUGGACACAUAA
Messenger RNA from Indicator indicator, 2211 nucleotides. It is a transcript of the gene PDE4B, whose product is annotated as phosphodiesterase 4B. Gene Ontology annotation, molecular function: transmembrane transporter binding; 3',5'-cyclic-AMP phosphodiesterase activity. Gene Ontology annotation, cellular component: cytosol; nucleus; perinuclear region of cytoplasm. Lineage: Eukaryota; Metazoa; Chordata; Aves; Piciformes; Indicatoridae. The record is from RefSeq and is a predicted model, not a curated record. Gene Ontology annotation, biological process: signal transduction. Bases 1 to 2211 code for a protein of 736 amino acids. The transcript has 16 exons.